Batrachochytrium dendrobatidis JAM81 is the source of this 774-nucleotide messenger RNA. RefSeq lists its product as uncharacterized. The transcript has 5 exons. The record is from RefSeq and is a predicted model, not a curated record. The coding region runs from base 1 to 774 and encodes 257 amino acids. NCBI's taxonomy places the organism in Eukaryota, Fungi, Chytridiomycota, Chytridiomycetes, Rhizophydiales.
AUGAGUUCAGUUACCAAGUCUCGCCAUACAACCAAGACUGCAGUGCAAAAGCCAGCCAUAAUGAAUCAUUUGCCUGAACCCGACACCGAGUCGUAUAUUCAACCCAAUGAUUCUGGUGAUGACAAUGUUUCGCUUGCUAGUGAUGCCAUGGAUGAAAGUGUAGCCCACCAAGUCGAUUCCCAAGAGGAUUCUGUCGAUCAAAAAUCAGAAGAGGAUGAUGACAUGCCAGAGGCAAUUUCUACUAGAGCUACAAAAGAUUCUGCCAUGGCAGCUCUUCAAGCGCAACAAAAAAAAGACAAGCUCGAAAAAGAACUUCUCAAGGCGAAAAGACGAAAGCAAAAUGAUAUCAACAAGACACAACAGCAACAAAAGCGAGAAAAGAUUGCUGCUACAUUUGUCCGACCUAUUUCUAUCGAAACUCUUGAAGCAGCCAAAAUCGAAAAAGAAACUGCUGUUGCCAAUACUAAAUCCGUAGAUUUAGUCGAAGGAAAGCAUAUCAGAUUGAAUUCCAAGUCUCACAAGGUAUCCAAGAAAUCUGUUGGAAAUUCAAGUGUGUCAAACGAUGGUAGUGUUCGUGUUGGAAACUUGCUCGUGGUUCCACUUUCAUCACAGAGUUCUCAACAAGCAAAAGUUGCUGAAUCAGUAAAAAACUUUCGCAUGUCGAGACUAUUCAAGAAAAAAACCAAACGAACAUCAGCUAUCGACACGCUGGCACGUAGAUCAUGGAAAGAUACUCAAACAAUGCCUGCGGCUGCACCGUUUUUUACAAAAUAA